UAAAAUGGGUCGAUUGCAUCCUAAAAUAAUAUCUGUGUGUUAUUCAGCAUAUACUAUGAAUAUAGACCGGUAUUAUUUGUAGUUUGCAUCGCAGAGUAUAUUUGUAUAUAAGUUUCGAUUUAAUUAUACUGUGUGUAAGUCUUUCGAUAUGUGGCAUAAUCAGGCUGUGUUAUGAAUGAGGAGGCACUAUUGGCACGGGCUUCGGAGGAGCGGGAGCGAAUCUUCCAGAGGUAUGAACGGGGACGAGAAAAUCUUGCUGGACAAAUAGAUCCCUGGGAAGAUCCAGAAUUUGAAGAAUAUCACAAAACUGAUAGAUAUGGCUUCAUUCACGAUGAACGGCUCCCGCAGAAAACGGCGCCGCAAAAAAUCAAUAUAGAAGUUGAAAGAGAGAAAAAAUGGGUGAAAAUGCUAGGGACAUGGGAUACGCCUGCUACCAAAGAAAAACUUCACAGGCGUAUUUACAAAGGCAUUCCAAAUUCAUUGCGAAUUAAAGUUUGGUGUAAAUUAAUGGACGUUAAUAGAAUAAAAUCUGAUAAUCCUGGGAAAUACCAAGAAAUGCUAAAGUUAGCGAAACAUUGGUCAACAGAUGUCAGACAAAUAGAUUCAGAUGUGAACAGACAAUUUCGUGAACAUCAGUUUUACAGAGAAAGAUACUCAGAGAAGCAGUGUUCCCUAUUUAAUGUAUUAUGCGCCUAUAGUAUGUAUAAUUCUGAAGUAGGCUACUGUCAAGGAAUGUCGGGAUUGGCAGGCGUCUUACUAAUGUACAUGGAUGAGGAAGAUGCCUUUUGGGCUUUAGUAGUACUCCUCUCUGAUAAGAAGUAUGUUAUGCACGGACUGUACGUUGAAGGCUUUCCAAAAUUAACACGGUUCUUGGAACACCAUGAUAAGAUACUCACAAAGUUUAUGCCAAAGCUGAAACAUCAUUUUGAUAAAUUUGGCCUUGACGCAAUAUUAUACUCCUUGAAAUGGUUUUUUGUGUGUUUUGUUGAACGAGUACCAUUUAGUUUAUGUUUGAGAGUUUGGGAUAUUUACUUACUCGACGGAGAAAGAGUUAUAACCGCAAUGGCAUACACGAUACUCAAGCUUCACAAAAAAGCUAUAAUGAAACUGAAUGAUAUGGAUCUUAUUGUUAAUUUUAUACAGGUUAAAUUACAUAAAGAUUUUGGGUAUGAAGAUGAUAUAGUAAUUAAUCAUUUGGAACGAUCCAUGGAGGAGUUAAAGCGGGCGAAGCUUGAUUACCCAGGUCCUCCGCCAGUUAAUGAACUGCCAAAGAGAUCACUGGGCAUAUUUAUAGAGCCCGACAAGAAAUCAAAAAUUGGUCAACGUGCGGAAAACUUCUCUGACACUGAGAAACAAACUAGGGCUACUGUGAUACUGAGGUAUGCAAAAUUGGUUUUAUUAAGUCAUCCAGUUUAUGUAUUAUCGAUAUUUAUAUAUUAUAAUUGUUACAGACGUGAAAAAGCAGCGUUAGAGUUACAAGAACUCCGAGUAUCACAAAGCGAUACAGUUUCAGUACUUUGUCGCAAUCACAGUGGUGUAGCGGGCGGCGGGGCACGCUGCGACGACUCGGUGUCCGCGUUGGGUUCGUCGCGGCGUUCGUUGGCGGACACCAGCGUGACCAGUACCGCGGACCUUAGUGUAUUCUCGAGCGGGCGGUCCCACGCGCCAGACAAUUCCAAUGACACUCACAGCAACGUUAGCGACGAUGUCACAGGGUCAGAUGGAUCGGGUAUAUGUGCGUUAAGCAUACAAAGAGCGCCAUCGACGACCCACUCGACCCCGCGAGCGACUCCUCACCCGCCCUCGAUAUCGCCGUUGUCCGAUGAUGUGGUCCGCAUUCACGUCACUUACAACCCACUGGCAGCUAGUCCAUCGCAUUUGCAUCCAAUCAGCCCCUCCAAAUACAAGGCAGAGGACCAUCACAAGGCAAUGUCUCUAGGAUUUUACACUAGCAAUGGAGCAAACAAUCUCCCAUCCGAUAACCGGAUCAGAAUCCAAGUUCCUUCUGAAGAAGUACUCACGCCCGUCGUGGACUCUGGUAGGAUCAUCACUCAAAGGUACAUUGAAUCUCAUUCGGAACUGUAUGAUCUGAAAUAAUUAUGCACUCACUUUACAAAGGUGUAAUGCGAACUGCUUGGCAGUCGAGUCUGUUAUUUGAUGUUAUGGCCAGUUAAGGUAAAUAU
Achroia grisella is the source of this 2183-nucleotide messenger RNA. RefSeq names its product USP6 N-terminal-like protein (gene RN-tre). Lineage: Eukaryota; Metazoa; Arthropoda; Insecta; Lepidoptera; Pyralidae. The transcript is spliced from 7 exons. Bases 172 to 2097 code for a protein of 641 amino acids. The record is from RefSeq and is a predicted model, not a curated record.